Molecule: messenger RNA, 1392 nt
Organism: Fusarium verticillioides 7600
Lineage: Eukaryota; Fungi; Ascomycota; Sordariomycetes; Hypocreales; Nectriaceae
Exons: 2
Coding region: 1-1392 (463 amino acids)
Source: RefSeq, a predicted model, not a curated record
AUGCCAGCCACUGAGUUUACGUUUCUGACUGUCGACGGCCAUGGGCGUCCACUGGAGCCCGGCAGUCGGGCUUCGAUUCGUAGUCGGUGUAUGAAGGGGGUCAAUGUACGGCAGGAUUCGCGUCGGUCGAAGAGAAAGGCGCGUAAGGCAUCGGAGACAAUCGCCGCAACGGAAAGUCUCAGCAAAAAUAUCGAGUCCCCAGAGAUUGCGUCUUGUCAAGUAACAAGUUGCGGGCCCCUUUCAAAGUCACUGCAGGUUCGUACUGAUGAGCUUGGCUUUGACUCAUCUCGCUUGCCAUCAACGGCAUGGCGAUUAGUCGUGAAGUUCAACGCCCUGCUCGACGUGGCAUAUCCCCUCGAGACAUCCUUCGAGAACAUUGACCCCCAAGAAUACAGCAUGAUCGACCACUUGACAUUAUUGAACGACAAUAAGACUCUAUUAGAGUCAAUUUUCCUGGCUACAUAUACCGUGGAUGAUUUGUGUUCUGGAACCAAGCUAUCACCUCGAUCACAACGAAUACUCUGCACCAUUCUCUCAUCUUUAAACAGAAGUCUUGGCUACGCUUCAGGGCAGCAAUCCUACACCACGAUAUUCAUCAUCUUGAUCCUUCUCUUUGCAGCUGAGUCGUUUCGAGAUUUUGAUGCUGUUUCAAUACACCUUGACGGACUGCGGAAGUUGUUGGAACUUCGCGAGACAAAGCCGGUGCCGUUGGAUUCUAAACUAUUGUUCAAGAUCCAGCAGGUCGACCUUAGAAUGUCGUUGGCGACAGGUCGGCCACUAUACUUUCCUUUCCACUAUUAUUAUCCACAAGCGCCUGCGGGCAUCAUCAGGCCGCCGAGCGUUAUCCACUGGCUGAUGGUGCAUCCUGCGUUGAUGGCUUGCUAUCAGACAUUGCAAGCUUUGUCAAAUCAUGCAAACCAAUAUCGAUGCUCGACGUUGAAAAAGUGUCUCGAUUGGUUUUACUUCCAGUCUCAGGUCAGCACAGGUCAAACCCUGUUGAUCGGUAUUGGAAAUGGUCAUCUUCCUGUUGUAUCCGAAGCUCUACGACUUGGCAUGCUUGCCUUCUUAUCCACACUCUCACGUAGCCCGACACGGAAGGCUCACCUACCAAUCUUCGCCUCGCAGCUUGAGGAAUGCUGUUUAGCCAUGAAACAGGAGCAAGAUCCCCACAAGCCAUUGCUUAUUUGGCUGAUGUUGAUGGGAUGCAUCUCUACUAUCGACACAUCCGGCUGGAUAUCAUCAGCAUGGAGUUCUUCUGUUCCUACAGACCUAUCUUGGGAAGCUGUACAAAAGGUGGUUGUCGAAAUUCCAUGGAUCCAUAUGAUACACGACGAGCCCGGAGAACGAAACUAUAGGCACCUGCAAGCUCGAAGGGACGACUGUGUCUCGUAG